AAGUGCUGUUGUUGAAUCGCUUCCUUACGUACAAUACGCGGCUGUUUUUUUUGCUCUCUCCUGAACACGUAUUAAUUUCAUAUAAAUGUUUAAAACUAAUUUGUUUUUCUCGGUUUGACAAAAUCGCCUCGGUGCAGUCCGAAGUUCUUCAAACUAGAUUACAUUACUAGCUGACUUGGGAACAAAGAGACGCGGAAGUUAGCAAAACACGUCCAGGCACCGACGUCGAACUUUCUCGAACAAAAAGCGAGCGAAAAACGUCAACCACUGGACACUCGUAUCAAGAAGCCUUAAGUUGCAUUGCAGGAGCAGUUCACCGUCUUACCAUCAAAACACCAACAAUGGAGGACACUGGUGGGAUCAGAUGUGCACAAAGUUCCAGCGUAAGAGAGCUUCCACUUGAGCCUGAGCAGUCGGAGCCCUCCUACGUUAAAGAAGAGGAGGACGACCACAGCAUUAGUUCGCGUGGAGAGCAGCUUCCAGCAAUGGACUUCCCGGUCAUUCGUGUCAUUGUGAAGAGUGAAGACGAUGAAGACGAGCCGCACGCCUCACAGUUUCAUUGCAGCCAGCUUGAGAGGAGGCCAUCCCAAGCGGACAGCCUCGUGGCUCCACUGUCAGAUAAUGAUGACACGAUAUCACCUUCUCUCGACACUGACGAUGAACACCCUAAAGCUGACGAGACAUGUCACACUGACAACACACGCUUGACAUGUUGUGAAUGUGACAAAACAUUUGUCAACAAGAGAAAUCUGAAAAGACACAUGAGGAUUCACACGGGAGAGAAACCUUUUGUGUGCUCGUUCUGCGGUAAAGGCUUAUCUGAAAUGACAACUUUGAUAGCACACACAAGGACGCACACCGGCGAAAAACCCUUUCCCUGCUCAAUCUGUAACACAAGUUUUCGAGUGCGGGCGCUGUUGGUCAAACACAUGAGAACGCACACUGGGGAGAAACCUUAUUCUUGUCCAAUCUGCAAUCGAAGAUUCUCCCGAAAGGAAUCCAUGAUAACACACACACAAACACACACAGGUGAGAAACCUUUUGCCUGUUCAGUGUGUGGCCAAAGAUUCUCCCGAAAGGGAAAUUUGAGGACACAUUCAAGAACACAUACCGGAGAGAAGCCGUUUUCCUGCACGGUAUGCAACGCAAAUUUCCGAGUUCAGUCUGGAUUGGUUCAGCACAUGAGAACACACACUGGAGAGAAACCUUUUGCUUGCUCGGAAUGUGACAAAAGAUUCACCCAGAGGACAAAUCUGAUCACACACUCAAGAUCACACACUGGAGAAAAACCUUUCACCUGCUCAAUUUGCCAUACAAGCUUUAGUUAUCAUUCUUCAUUAAAUAAUCACAUGAGAACGCACAGUAAGUAACAAUGUCUGGAUCAAGUUUGUGCGAUCACGACAUUUUUUUUAAGUGACCAGCUACAUUGUAAGGGCUCACUACUUCCCAUGUUUCCAUUGUGACUUAUAGAACACAGGAGAUAGCGUGUACAUCUACUCUAAAUUAAAUUAUGCAAGAGAAAGUGA
Messenger RNA from Hippocampus zosterae (dwarf seahorse), 1526 nucleotides. RefSeq names its product gastrula zinc finger protein XlCGF8.2DB-like. The transcript has 2 exons. Gene Ontology annotation, cellular component: nucleus. Bases 342 to 1370 code for a protein of 342 amino acids. The record is from RefSeq and is a predicted model, not a curated record. NCBI's taxonomy places the organism in Eukaryota, Metazoa, Chordata, Actinopteri, Syngnathiformes, Syngnathidae. Gene Ontology annotation, biological process: central nervous system development; regulation of transcription by RNA polymerase II. Gene Ontology annotation, molecular function: RNA polymerase II cis-regulatory region sequence-specific DNA binding; DNA-binding transcription factor activity, RNA polymerase II-specific.